AAUAAACUCUAUUUGGACCUUUAAUAUAUAGAUUGGGGUAUAUGUCUGUUCUUACUGUAAUAAAGCAACAGUUUUUUCUGGUCGGCGUUUUUUUGACGGAAUAUUUCCAGCCAUCGCCGCCGUUACUUGCCGGAAUCUUGGGUCCCCCCGAAAUUCCAAGAAUAUUGUGAAUCACCUCCUGAUUUUUACUUCAAUUAAAAACCUUUCCUGAUAUAUUUGUAUUUUUUUCUCCCUGGAAGAUGCUUUCUAGUUAUGGCCUUUAAGGUUUCUUAGAUUUGUUCAAGAUCUGAAUCAAAUUUGAGGAUCAAGAUCGGUUUUUGGCAUCUGGGUCUGCUUCAUUUCUCAGUGAGAAUCAAAUUUUAGUAAGUUCACUUAAAUCCCUUAACUUUGUCUUAGCUCUAAAUUAUUUAAUUACUGUCCAUUUCAGUGGUUUUUUUUGAGCUGAAGGAGUGAAGGUAUAGGUUUCGAUUGAUGGAAAGUUAUGAUCUUUUGGCUGGUUUUGGCUCCGAUCUUGUUGUUUUGUUGUCUAAUAUUAAGUUCAAUCUCAGUUGCAUAGUAGUGCUUGGAUACAGCAUUCACGGUUCUAGUUGCCAGAUUUGUUCUGCUUUUGACUUCAGAUUUGAAAUAACUUUGAAAUCCUUUGACCGAAAGAAAUUUUUGUGGAAGUUGCAGAGUUGUCUAUUCGGUUGGACGCUGGUGAUUGACAUUGACAUCAUGUUGUAGCUGUUGUCUGUGCUCACAUUGAAUCCUUGAAUUUUCUUAUGGAGACAAACUUGGAAGAAGCACUUUCUAUUAAAGCAUAUGCUGAGAAGCGUUUUAUCGAGAGGGAUUAUGCAGGUGCUAGAAAUUAUGCUUUGAAGGCUCAAAUGCUGUGCCCGGAAUUAGAGGGCAUAUCUCAAAUGGUUGCAACAUUUGGAGUUUAUACUGCUUCAGAGGCAAAAAUCAAUGGGGAGUUCGAUUUUUAUGCAAUUCUUGGGUUGAAUCCAUCCGUAGAAAAGGCCAAGUUGAAGAAACAAUACAAGAAGAUGGCUGUGUUGCUUCACCCUGACAAGAAUAAAACUGUGGGUGCUGAUGGAGCGUUCAAGCUUGUUUCUGAAGCAUGGACGGUCUUGUCUGAUAGUAACAAGAGGGCUCUUUAUGAUAACAAGAGAAACUACAUUACUACUCAUACUACUGGGGUCAGUGGGUAUGACAAUUAUUCUAAAUCCUCUACUUCCCAUCAGAGACUUGAUACAUUUUGGACUGUUUGCACCUCUUGUCAUGUUCAGUAUGAAUAUCUCCGGAAAUAUGUGAACAAGAAACUUUCUUGUAAGAACUGCCGAGGUGUUUUUGUUGCUGUUGAAACUGGUGUAGCUCCUGUUAACGGUUCUUUUCCUUAUUGCCCUUGGUCAUUUGUUCCCGACAAUGGAUAUACAAGUCAUGGAUGUGGGGUUCAAUACAUCCCAUCAGCAACUGCCUAUUGUUCAGGGAAUGGGAUCUCCGGACAUCAUUCUGGACAUGGAUCGGAGUAUGUCUCUAACAUAUCAUUUCAGUGGGCGUCCUUUACUGGUAAUUCUUCUGGAGUUUCAGAUCCUAAUGGAAUUUCGAUAUUCACUGAUGUGGCUCCUCAGGUAAAUGGACAGGCAACUGUAACUGUGUCUAAUGGGAAACGUCAUAAGAAGAAGAAUGCAAUGGUUGAUGUCCCAAAUGGGUUUUCUGCUAAUACUGAGCCACCUGCAACCAAGGUUUCCAGACCUUAUAAGAAGAGAAAGUUUGAUCCAGGAAGCACUUGCAGUAGUGGGAAUAUGGAUUUUGCAAGGGCCUCUGCAGAAGUGAGAGUUUCAAACGCAAAUGGAGGUCCAAAACCUAAUCCUAAGCCUGUAGCUCCGGCUGACACAUCAGUAAAGCGGUGUUCUGCUGCUCCUGCAUUUGAUGCAAGACAAUUGUUGAUCGAUAAAGCUAGAACAGUCAUCCGUCAGAAACUCAAAGAGAUCAAAUUGGCUUCAGAAGCUGCUGCUGCUGAAGCUGAAAAGAAGAAAAAGGCAGAGGCUGAACAAGAGAAACUUGCUCUCACACCUAGUAAAGCUGUUUCAGGUGGUCUAGGUCAUCAAGCAGAGCCAAAAAGAGCGGGUUCCUUGUCCAUAACAGUCCCUGACUCGGACUUUCAUGAUUUUGACAAGGACCGAUCUGAAGAGUGUUUCAAGCCGAAACAGGUAUGGGCUUUGUACGAUGAAGAGGAUGGUAUGCCACGGUUGUAUUGUCUGAUCCGCCAAAUUAUCUCAGUUAAGCCUUUUAAGGUUCACAUCAGCUACCUGAGCUCAAGAACUGACACUGAAUUUGGGGCUGUGAACUGGUUGGAUUCUGGAUUUACAAAAUCUUGUGGAAAUUUUAGGGCUUUCAAUGCUGAAAUUGUUGAGCAGGUCAAUAUUUUUUCCCAUCUGCUGAGUAAGGAGAAAGCUGGAAGGGGAGGGUGCAUAAGAAUUUACCCUAGAAGUGGAGAUAUUUGGGCUGUAUAUCGAAAUUGGUCAUCUGAUUGGAACCGUACUACGCCAGCUGAAGUGAGACAUCAAUAUGAGAUGGUCGAGGUACUUGGUGACUAUUCAGAAGAUAUUGGUGUCUGUGUGGCUCCUCUACUUAAAUUGGAGGGUUUCAAGACUGUAUAUCGAAGGAAUGACAGUAAAGAAGCUAUCAGGUGGAUCCCGCGAAGGGAGAUGCUACGGUUUUCACACCAGGUGCCUUCUUGUUUACUUAAAGGAGACACGUUUAACUUGCCUGAUGGUUGUUGGGAUCUUGAUCCUGCUGCGACCCCUGAUGAGCUACUUCAACUAGUGCAAGAAAGGCAAAAGGAAGAGAGUCUUCCUCAAACUGGAGUAGAAGUUGGAGUAUCAAAUGAUUCUUGUCUCCCCGGAAGCAGCAGUCAUGGGGAACCCCUUGAUCAAAUAAACAAUUUUUCUGUGACUCUGGAGAAUGGCCUAAAAUUUGAUGUGGAUAGUCUAUUCAACUAGAAGGCAGCAAUAAUCCUACUAAGGUUCAACAGCCUGAGACUGAUUCGUACUGGCUUAGGGACUUGCCUAGUCAACAGGAAUUUUUUCGGGUUGCUUCUACGCAGGCGUGUUUCUUAGAAACAUGGAGCAAGAAGGGCGUACAUCAAGGUUAGAGGUCCCCCUUUAUUGAUUAUUCUAACAAAGUUGAAGAGUUGAGACUAAACAAUGUAUAGAUUUAAUACAAAUCCAAGGUCAGUUCUUUUCAGAUUUAGAUAGGUGGGAGGAUCAAAACCGAUCCGUCAUGAAUGUGUUUCCCUAUUGUUUAAGCUAGCUCUGAUUUAUGGAGCAACUUGUAUUCCCAACUCUGUAUUAACUGCUUGUUUUACAUGAACAUUUGUCAUGUUAAUUACAGCUCUGUCUGUUGUGUACCUAUGUUAUUAUGGUCGUCUACUCAGCUAUUUUGCACUGUACUGGUGCUUCCGCUAGAUGGAGCGGCCAAUCAUCAUGAGUACUUUUGGCUCGAGAAUCUUGUUGGCAUUUCUGUUUUACUAGUUUUCUUUUAAUUUGUUAGAUUGAAUGGUAAAAGCUAUGUUACAGUUUACUACUCAAAUUGAAGCAUGUUACCAC
Messenger RNA from Oldenlandia corymbosa var. corymbosa, 3590 nucleotides. NCBI's taxonomy places the organism in Eukaryota, Viridiplantae, Streptophyta, Magnoliopsida, Gentianales, Rubiaceae. The record is from the annotation of a GenBank genome assembly.